Molecule: messenger RNA, 4117 nt
Organism: Mercenaria mercenaria
Lineage: Eukaryota; Metazoa; Mollusca; Bivalvia; Venerida; Veneridae
Exons: 10
Coding region: 232-2595 (787 amino acids)
Biological process (GO): regulation of DNA-templated transcription
Molecular function (GO): DNA binding; metal ion binding; DNA-binding transcription factor activity
Source: RefSeq, a predicted model, not a curated record
AAAUUAUUAACGGAGCAUGCGCAGUAAUGUAGUUUGCAUUUGGUGGCCAUUACAAACGACACAAAAUCCUGAGGACUGCAUGAAGCAUGGCUGGAAAAGACGGUUCCAGUUUAGUAAUGCAUCAAAACGAAGGACAAAAUGAUGACACCGACGUUGUCAGGAAAAUUACAAGCAUAAUCUUAAAAGAAAAAAAACCUGUGUCGCUGGCAUAUAUUUGUCAGAGUAUCAAAGAUGCAGAAUUCAAACAGAUAUACUCUGUCAUUUCAAAAUAUCAAGAUAAUUUCUGCAUCCUUACAACAACCAUUUGUUCAUCUUACUACAAAAGUUGUAAUUUGCGAAACGCAUUGCUCGAAGCAAAGUUGUGACGGUGUUAAACCCCAUUGCUCAGGUUUGCACAUUUGUAAAUACUACCUACUGUCCGGAAACUGCCGAUUUGGUAGAAGAUGCUCUUUUGGUCAUGAUUUGAACACAGAUCAUAACAGAAAGCUUCUAGAAGAAAGUCAUUUGAACAACAUUACAGUUAAUGAUCUCAAUUUCCUGUUAAAACAAGUAAAUAACAGGACAACGCUGACUAGUCCAGGAAUUUGUAAAUUUUACAAUAUAGAAAAUGAUAAAUGUAGACAUUCAGAACAUGGUACAGUAUGUCCACUUUUGCAUAUAUGUAGACAUUAUGUUAACGGCGAUUGCAUGUAUGGUAAAAAAUGCCGAAGAAGCCAUAAUAUACUUGACGAUGCCAGUGUGCUUAUACUGCAAAAGCACGGUAUAGAUACACGCAGGAGGCCAGCAGAAAUACUGAAGGAACUAAGAAGCCUGGAUGUACAAAACCGAGCAAAAGAUGGACUUGAAGCGGAUAUCAAAGAAAGAUCAGCUAGGCCUACACAGGAGAAGAAUGGCUUACAGUCUGAGCAAAACAUUUACCAAGAAACAAUCCUUUCUUCAGAUGAAGGUGCCAAUUCAUCAGAUGAUGCCUUGUCAGUAAAAAAGGAAGAAAUUGUCGAUGAAGAAAAUCCAUAUCAAGAAGUAUAUACUCCUCAAUUGCAUGUAACUGUUUUAUCUGAUCAUGUGCCAUUUCGUUACAUGUCAGCUAUUACUGCCAGUGAAAAAAGAGCCAAGGGUAAACGAGACAAACUGAAAAACGCUGACAUAGGAAGUCUCGUAGAAGUUCAUGUUGAGAAUUAUAGCGGAAAUAUUACUAUCGUUGGAUUUUGUGCUGACUGUGAUGGUAAGGUUCAUCCAUAUAAUCUGUAUGGGGAGAACUGCAAAGACGGUGUUUAUAACUACAAAUGCAAAACUGAAUCUGGCUCACCGAUAAAGUUGUUUGGAGUAUCAAUAAUUACUCCAAAAGUUAAAGAAUAUCAGGACAGUCUGAAUACAACGGUAGCUUUUCUCGGCAAAUGUGGUGUUUCUGAAAUGAAAUUAUGUGAAACAAUCGAGGAUAAACAUUCUAUUUAUCUGAAGUUCAUAGUUUUUCUUGAAGAGUGUGGCAAAUCUAUCAGUGGGAUAUCACCUGUCAUACGCAGCAGAAAGAACCAAGCCGGUAAAGAAGAUGGACAUGCGGAGAAUUGCAAAAUGGCUGGUCAAAAAAGAGCAUUUGAAUGUCCCGAUGGUGAAAAUGCAAAACGGCGAAAAGAAUCCAAUACAGUUACAUUGCCAGUUCGAAAAGUGUUUGAACGAUGCUACAGUAGACAAAGCCCACAUACAUGGGGAAAUUUCAUUGACACUUCUGGAUAUCAAGAGUCUGCUUUAACAUGGAAGGCACAGGGCGAAGCUCUUCGCUCUGUUUGCAUGAUCUGCUAUCCCGGAGGGACCGCUACAGGAUUUCGAGUUGGUUCUCAGAAAAACUACAUAAUGACAGCCGCUCAUGUUUUAGAACAUAUACGGCAACCAGGACACCGCCGUGUUGGAAGAUCCAAGCUAAGCCCACUCAACAAUUCUGAGGUAUUUGUAGUGUUUGAUUAUCUAAAGGAAGGAGAAAUUCCAAUGAGCAACAAGUUUCAUUUCAAAGCAGACAUCCACUUUGAAAAUGCUGAGACAGACACUGUAAUACUAGAAAUUUUAGAAAACGGCCAUGGUACCCCAAUACCACCUCCACUUACAUAUUUCAGAGCACCAGAUUUCACAAAGGAGUUUUUCUUCAUUGGACACUCUGAAGGAAAACCUUUAGGCAUUAACAAGGUGAACAAGAUAGUGGAUAUGAAUAGCAAAGAAUCCAGGAUUGAUAGAAAAAAUGUAAGGCAAUGGAGUUUAACUCACACCAAAUGUGUAGUGUAUCCGAAGGGCCGAGAAUAUGAGCAUGAACCGUUUCAAACUCUAACAAACAAACAUAGGUUUCUUUUUCACUGUAAGUUUACAAAAGGUGCCUCUGGAUCCCCAGGUGUAGUUUGUUUAAAUGACGGCCGAAAGGUUGUUGUUACUAUGUUACUUCGUGGGUAUCCAGAAUGGUACUAUGAUCCAAACAUGGAAGAAUUUAAAGCGAACUGGUCAAAGGACGGUCUUUGUGUGGAACAAGGGGUAAACUUAGAGUCUGUGUACACGUUCUUGUUCAGAGACAAUAAGGGGUUAUGUAUGGAUAUAUUUGGUUCCGAAACAGACUAAAUAAUGCACAGACUGAAAACGUUUAAAUACCAAACAUGUACAUAUUGAGAGUUCAGCUCACGGACUAGGGUAACUGUAGUAAUCACUAUUCGUAUCUUCCUCAUAGAAGAGCUGUGCUCUGAGGCAGGAUUGGCUGGUUCCAAGCUUUUGAUGGUCGUGCAGAAUGAGCAUGGGAAGAGCAGUUUACUAAUUACCAAGACUGUGAUUGGUAUGUUACUUAUAGGUGGGAGUAAUUAUAUUAGCGUGACAGCCUACCCUACCCAGAGUUUUUCAGCUGAAUUAGAGGAUUAUGUUUCUCCACUUUAAACUAGGUCGCUGACGAAAUAAAAUAACUUCCACCUCGCCAAAUAUUUUAAUAUGUUCAAAGAAGCGUGUGAGAUCAUUUGUUUGAGCCCGACAACGAAGUUGUAACGGGGAUAAACUGGUUGCCUGUCUGUCUGUCAGUCCGUCCGUCCGUCCGUAGACACAAUCUUGUGCGCACAAACAACCUCAUCCCCUCGACACAAUUUAAUGAAACUUCAAAAAAGUGAUCAGUAACAACAGUAGUUGUGCUUGUGCAUGUUAGGUUCUUUCAGAAAAAAAAAUGCAGAGUUACGGUACUUUUUUACUAUACUAUAUACAUAUGCAAUCUUGAGCGCGUCUAAUCUCCUGAACCCAUGCACACAAUUUAAUGAAACUUCACACAAGUGAUCAGUAGUAACCCUACUUGUGCAUGGUGCAUGAUAACUUAACUUAGUUUAAUUUAGUUUUAGGAAAUCAUUUGAUUGUUUGUUUUAUGUUUAGUGUUGUUUGUGUUUUUAUACAUCAAUGCGUUCUAGUUGUUGUUUUUUCCACAUAUAAUGCAUGUGACCGUUUACAAACAGGCAGUAUUUUGUUUGCAACAUUCUACACGCCCCUAGCACCGGCUUAGGUGGAAUUCUUAUAUAGAAAACUUUCACAGAUCUAAUAUCCAUGAUCCAAGUGGACAAGAAAAUAUAACAACACUGAGUCCAAGUAUGUGGAAACUUUUUAUAGCCGCCGAUUGGUACUUAAUGACCAGUUUCUUAUCAGUUAUUUGAGCUGAAGUGAGUUCACAUGCAUCAACAUGACUAUUUAAUUGCACAUGGACAUUGAAUAUUAAACUGAAACUUCUUAUAAAGACUUAAUUGCAAAUAAGCAUUUUUGCUCUUUAGUGUAUAUUUGUAAAUUUGAAAUGUUCUUUUGUAAUUACUUUGAAAAUUCUUUGACACACGAUCAUACUCUACGGGGUGAGCAUAUAGCAUCAUUUUAUAGAGGUUUGUACUUCAAAGGUCAUAAUCACACUGAUCCUUACCUCUUAGCUGGAAAAAAAUAUUGAACUCGAUUUAUAAAACUUCAUGGAAUGAUUGAUAAAAAUACGUUUAACCUCUAUCGUUUUCAGACUUGAAAUUACUCUAACUUUAUUUAAUCGUUAAGUUUUCAGGAACUCGACAUUUCAAACUUUGUAUUAUUGUAUUAAUGACUGAUUUUGAAUGAAAGAUUAGAAUAAAUUUAUAACACUGGA